Aricia agestis (brown argus) is the source of this 2888-nucleotide messenger RNA. It is a transcript of the gene Tps1, whose product is annotated as alpha,alpha-trehalose-phosphate synthase [UDP-forming]. The transcript has 12 exons. Lineage: Eukaryota; Metazoa; Arthropoda; Insecta; Lepidoptera; Lycaenidae. Gene Ontology annotation, molecular function: catalytic activity. Gene Ontology annotation, biological process: trehalose biosynthetic process. Gene Ontology annotation, cellular component: cytosol; alpha,alpha-trehalose-phosphate synthase complex (UDP-forming). Bases 253 to 2724 code for a protein of 823 amino acids. The record is from RefSeq and is a predicted model, not a curated record.
CCCUCUGCGCCGCGUCAGUCUAUAAAGGCACCUAGCACACACAAAGAAAACAGUCCACCGUCGUCAGCCGAUGAUGUGUAUCAUCACCGCGGCCGAGAUUAUACAAUAAAACCGAGUAACCUCGCGUGCGAUGUCACGGUACACAAACAAAACAAAUAGUUGUGCUUAAAAAAAUAUUCAAAAUUCCCUCUCUUUUCCGCGCACGCGCAAACGCUUCGCUGUGAUUGGUCGGCCGGGAGACCGUCGAGAAAAAUGAGUGAAUCGAAAAACGGCGUUAGUCGCUCGGCGUGCAACAGCAAAGGGAGCAUGAUUGUUGUUUCGAACAGAUUACCGUUUGUUUUGAGGAAAAAUGAGAAAACCGGUGAACUAGAGAGAAAGGCCAGCGCGGGCGGGCUGGUGACAGCAGUAGCGCCGGUAGUGAUCCGCGGCGGGGGCAUCUGGGUGGGGUGGCCGGGCAUCCACCUGGACGACCCCGCAACCCGCAUCCCGGAGUCAGACCCCAACGACAACACGCCCACCGCCGGCCUGCGCUCGGACAAGAUAGUAGCUAUACACGCGGAACCGAAGCUGUUCGACAGCUACUACAAUGGCUGCUGCAACGGCACCCUCUGGCCGCUGUUCCACUCGAUGCCGGACCGCGCAACCUUCAUCGCUGACCACUGGAACGCGUACAUCAAGCUCAAUAAAGAGUUUGCGGAGAAAACUGUGCAGGCUCUCAGACUAUUGAAUAAAGAGAACUGCGCGUCGCCGCCGAUAGUAUGGGUGCACGAUUACCACCUUAUGCUGGCUGCUAACUGGAUUAGAGAGCGAGCUGAAGAGGAGAAUUUGAAAUUUAAACUAGCAUUCUUCUUGCACAUACCCUUCCCACCCUGGGACAUCUUCCGCCUUUUACCCUGGUCGGAUGUGGUCCUUCAGGGCAUUUUAGGGUGCGACAUGGUAGGUUUCCACAUAACCGACUACUGUCUGAACUUCAUCGACUGCUGUCAAAGGGAGUUGGGUUGCCGUGUCGACAGAAAGAACCUUCUUGUAGAACUCGGCGGCAGAACUAUCUGCAUCAGACCCCUUCCUAUCGGAGUACCCUUCGACAGAUUCGUGGCGUUAGCCCAGAAAGCUAAGCCGGUCCUUUCGACUAGUCAAAAAGUUAUACUCGGAGUCGACAGGCUAGAUUACACAAAAGGUCUAGUGCACAGACUGAAAGCCUUCGAGAGGCUGCUAGAGAAGCAUCCAGAACACAUAGAGAAUGUGAUUCUGAUGCAAAUAGCGGUGCCAUCCAGAACCGACGUGAAGGAGUACCAGGAUCUGAAAGAGGAGAUGGAUCAACUGGUGGGCAGGAUCAACGGACGGUUUACCACACCCAACUGGUCUCCUAUCAGAUACAUCUACGGCUGCGUGGGUCAGGACGAGCUGGCCGCGUUCUACCGUGACGCUGCUGUGGCUCUCGUCACACCGCUGCGAGACGGCAUGAACCUCGUGGCUAAGGAAUUCGUGGCGUGCCAGAUCAAGCAACCCCCUGGUGUACUCAUCGUGUCUCCCUUCGCUGGAGCCGGCGAGAUGAUGCACGAGGCGCUGAUAUGUAACCCCUAUGAGCUCGACGACGCUGCUGAGGUUAUACACAGAGCCCUCAUAAUGCCGGAGGACGAGCGCACGGUCCGCAUGAACCACCUCCGGCGGCGGGAACAGCUCAACGACGUGGACAGCUGGAUGAAGGCCUUCCUCAAGGCCAUGGAUUCCCUCGAGGAGGAGGCCGACGACAUCGGAGCCACAUCCAUGCAGCCCGUCACCAUAGACGACUUCAACGACUACCUCACCAAGUACAUAGGCUUCACUCAGAAAUUAGCUCUACUGCUGGACUACGACGGUACCCUAGCACCGAUAGCUCCUCACCCCGAUCUCGCCACCCUGCCCUUGGAGACCAAGCACACGCUCCAGCGGCUGUCCAACAUGUCAGAUGUCUACAUCGCCAUCAUCUCUGGCAGAAACGUCAACAAUGUUAAGGAAAUGGUGGGAAUAGAAGGCAUCACGUACGCUGGUAACCACGGUCUGGAGAUUCUGCAUCCUGAUGGCAGUAAAUUCGUACAUCCCAUGCCUCUGGAGCUGCAAGACAAAGUGGUCGACUUGCUGAAAUCGCUACAGGAACAGGUGUGCAAAGACGGAGCAUGGGUGGAGAACAAGGGUGCACUCCUGACGUUCCACUACCGCGAGACGCCCGUGCACAAGCGCGCAGCACUCGCCGAGCAGGCGCGCAAGCUGAUCGCCGCCGCCGGGUUCACGCCUGCGCCUGCGCAUUGCGCGUUGGAAGCGCGCCCGCCUGUGCAGUGGAAUAAGGGCCGAGCAUCGAUCUACAUUCUACGCACGGCAUUCGGUCUGGACUGGAGUGAGAGGAUCAGGAUCAUAUACGCCGGUGAUGACGCCACAGACGAAGAUGCUAUGAUGGCGCUCAAAGGUAUGGCGGCGACGUUCCGUGUGGCAUCGUCCAACAUCAUCAAGACGUCGGCCGAGCGUCGUCUGCCCUCGACCGACUCAGUUCUAGCGAUGCUCAAGUGGAUAGAGCGUCACUUCUCUCGCCGCAAGCCGCGCAAUUCCCUCACGUACAAAACGGCGCGUAAGGCUCGCGACACCAUUCAGACGCACAUGUCGUACCAGCCGCUUGAGAAGUCGCCGCUGCACACGCCUCCCCGCUCCCCGCCGCGGUCGCCCGACAAAACUUCGUCGGACUCCAAUUAGAUCGGAUUUUAAGGGCAUCUAGAUAAGCACAUAUAAAGCGAGACAUCCCAUCGCAUCGCAAAAUCGCACCAUGUAUGAAUGUAUGGAUGGAAAUGAAAACCUUUCUUUGUUUUGUUAAGUUUCAAAGGUCAGGAUAGGUGUAACCUUCGCUGGAAUCAUUACAU